AUGAAGAAAGAUAUAGAGUCUUUAAUAGCCCAGGAAAAAGCAGAGAUCGUUGCCAAGUAUGAGAAGGGCAGGCAGGAGGGAGCUCAGAUUGACCCAUGGGAAGAUGCCAAUUUCACGCUGUAUAAAGUUACAGACCGGUUUGGAUUCCUGCACGAGCAGGAGCUGCCGAUCCGCACGGCCUUGGAGGAGUUUAUUCAAAAACAGCAGGAAAUCGAACGUGUGGACAAGUGGCUGAAGAUGCUGAAGAAAUGGGGCAAAUACAGAAACAGUGACAAGAUGUGCCGGCGAGUGUACAAAGGGAUCCCACUUCAGGUGCGAGGCCAGGUCUGGUCGCUUCUGUUGGAUGUUGAGAAGAUGAAAAACGAGAACAACGGAAAAUACGAGCAAAUGAAAGAGCAAGCAAAGAGCUUUUCCUCAGAAAUCAAGCAGAUAGAUUUGGAUGUUAACCGCACCUUCCGAAACCACAUCAUGUUUCGGGAUCGCUACGGAGUGAAGCAACAGGCACUCUUCCAUGUCCUGUCAGCAUACUCGGUUUAUAACACCGAAGUGAGCUACUGCCAAGGGAUGAGCCAGAUUGCAGCCAUCCUCCUGAUGUACUUGAACGAAGAGGAUGCGUUUUGGGCACUGGCACAGCUGCUGACCAACCAGCGGCAUGCCAUGCACGGUUUCUUCAUUCCUGGGUUCCCGAAGCUGCAGAGAUUUCAAGCUCAUCACGAGCAGAUUUUAAGCAAACUGUUUCCCAAACUGAAGAAGCAUAUGGACAAGGAGCAGAUGACUACAGGGAUUUACACGACCAAGUGGUUCCUGCAGUGUUUCAUUGACCGGACCCCCUUCACCCUGACCCUGCGUCUGUGGGAUAUCUACAUCCUGGAAGGAGAGCGGGUGCUGACGGCCAUGGCGUACACCAUCCUCAAACUGCACAAAAAGCGCUUGCUGAAGAUGACGCUGGAAGAUUUACGGGAAUUCCUGCAGGAGAAAAUUGCUGCUUCCCUGCAGUAUGAGGAUGAUGCCGUCAUCGAGCAACUGCAGGUGUCAAUGACAGAACUGCGCAAGAUGAAAUGUGACCUCCCCCCGCCAGCAAAGCCUGAGGAGUUCCCACGGAAACCCCUGGGCCUGGAGCUCUCCCUCAACCCAGUAGCAGUGAAGAGCAAUGUGGUAGCCAACAGCCAGAAUGGCCAGGUGGGCGAGCACCCCCCAGACAGGGAGCCCCAUCCUCACACAGGUGGCUGCCAGCAGCUCUCCAGUGCAUCACGACACGCCAACGGCUCCCCCGGCAGUGAGCGUGGGAAGGAGACGGCCGAGAAGCGCUGCAGAGCAGCGCUACUGGACGAAACAGACUUGAAGCACUUGGUAUCCAAAGCUGCAUCCACGGGGGAGCUUGCCAGCCUGCAGCAGAACGGGCCCGGCAGCGCCACCAACACCAUGCACUGUCUGGGGGGUCCGGGGGUGCUGCCUGCGCACGGACCAGGGAACAGCCCCUACACCGUUAUCAAGACCACCACUCCCCUCCACCUCGCCCACGCGACGGAGCAGGACUUCUUGAACAGAAAGCAGGUGGCAUUGCCUCUGCUGGAGACCGGACGGCCGCUGCCUGCCAUCUCCAUGCCACCACCUCCUGUGCUGGACCCGGAGGAGGUAGAUGCCCAAAAAAGCCUCCAGAAACCAUUAAAUACACUGAAAGCCCCGCGACCUGCCCUGAGCCCCAAACCAAAAUUACCACCUCAGGCUGCCAAAUCCCGCUCCGAGAAUAGUUUCCUUUCAGGCCCUCCUCCCCUAGAAAAGCUGCCGAAAUCGGUGACGUUUUAG
Eurypyga helias (sunbittern) is the source of this 1806-nucleotide messenger RNA. RefSeq names its product USP6 N-terminal-like protein. The record is from RefSeq and is a predicted model, not a curated record. Lineage: Eukaryota; Metazoa; Chordata; Aves; Eurypygiformes; Eurypygidae. The transcript has 15 exons. The coding region runs from base 1 to 1806 and encodes 601 amino acids.